AUGGCUGCCGAGAAACCAGUUAUGAAUUCAACUUCUCCAGGACCCGACUUACAUUCUAAUGUCAGCACAGUCCGUGGUAGUGAGAGUGUGCAGGGAAAAGUAUCUGUGCCUCGACAUGAGGGGCUAUCACUCCAGUGGUCAACGCCCGGGCCAAACCCUGAUCAGCCGGAUUCGCAAACUACAAGCCCAAAAGAGGGAAUAACAUAUAUUGACAUUAUAUUCAUUCCUCGGCUAUUCGAUCUCUACCAGCAGCUUGACACCUUGCCAAAAUGGCUCUUAGAUUAUACGCGUUCCGCAAAUCUUAAUGUUAGGUUAUUUCGUUUCGAAUACGAUCCAAAUGAGGUUGUUCGCAGCCUCCAAUGUCGUCGUGUUAUUCGAAGACUAUCUCUAGAACUUCUAGAUAGUAUCGCAGGGCAGCGGAACGAUGAGGUCAAACGUGUUGUAAUGUUCGUAGCCUUUGAUAUCGGAGGGAUCAUCGUCAAAGAUGCACUAUCCCAAGCUUCUCAGGCCUUAGGCUCCUGGAUAGAAAUCUUAGAUCAUACUCGAAUGCUGGUUCUGAGCCACUGCCCACACCGAUGUAAGAGCCUGACGGGAAUGCAGGAUAGUCUAAGUCGGCUUCUUUUCACAUCACCGCCUGAGCUUGAAAUUCCUCUCCGUCCGUCAACAGCUGCGCUACCCGGGCUCGCCGCUGCUAUCGUCGAAAUCAACGGCUCUUUCAUAUCAUCCAAAGUGCUUCUUCGUACGCGACUCAUCAGUAUUUAUACUACUAUGCAGAUUUCUAGCGGGGUUCAUGAGUAUUUUAAUACAUUUACCCUAACUUUAGGGACACCAUUCGAAACGCGUAUACACGAAAAUACACAAAGUAACUUUGGCUUAAUACUGGGCAACCUAUUUCGCAACUUUGAACGGGUAACAAAAUUUGUCCCACGGCUCUUUGAUCAUGAACACACCCUGGUGUCUCUCGCAACGGCUGUUGAACCGUUUCGCACAGACUGCAACCUAAAGGCUCAGCUUCGUGGCUAUUCUACUUAUAGAGAAUGGUUUGAUAACCGCAGUGGCCAGCUACUCUACGCGCAUGGCAUUGAAAACAUUCAAGAAACUGCGGAGCAGGUAUUUUAUCAGCUGGAUGCGAUAAUAGCACCAACGGCUAUGACACAUGUUACACUUUACUUCACCUUUGAUCGUCAAGACAUAAGGCGAAACCGGUUGUCCCAGAUGCUCUUUACAUUUCUGGCCCAGAUUGUCUGCCAUCACCCAAGUCCGAGAUCUUCAGUAAUGACUUUAAAGUUUCUGGACACUGAACGAGCCUGGACCGAAAACGACCUUAUAUAUUGGCUCGAACAGGCUCUAUUGAGAUUCGAUGGCAUUCGUAUUGUCAUCAACGACUUUGAUGAGUGCGAUGCGAACUCUCGGAAAGCGUUUAUUCAAUAUGUCUCCCGUGCUGUGGUUAUUAAUGAAAAGACAUGGAAAGUAUUUGUAACCAGUCGAGCCGAUAAUCUAAGUGAUGAGUUAUCAGAAUGGCGAAGCCUCGAUCUUAGCUUAGCGCCUACAUCUGAUGAUAUUCAACUCGAUUCUUUGCAGGACACAGAAAAGAGGCAGCAAAUAAGCGAGGAUCUGCCCCAAUCAUACGACUUCGAUCAUAUUUCGUGGGAAAUUCCUUCGUGGUUCGAUGAUAUUGAUUUCCUAGCACGUUCGAUAAUCCAAGAGCAAUUGGUGCGAAGAACAGCGUUGAAUAGGAACGCUGCACCGGAUGACUUUCUCAGACCAACAGAUGACAUAACGGCCAAUACUCCUCCCGAAUUGAUUAUAGAUCGUAUACUCCGAAACAUUUCCGAUAAGCCACUGCUGCUACUAAUACUAUCCUGGAUUCUCUACUCAACCAAGCCAUUGUCUAUCUGGGAACUCGCCACGGUAGUAUUUAUCAGUCGUGAACAGGAUGGGGGAUCUGCUAGUCUACUCGAAAAGACAGACAUAGAAGUGAUCUUCCCAGAUUACUAUAGCUGGCUUGCUUGGCUGGCUGGUAUUAUCAGGAUUGAUAACAAUGAAAUUCAUGUGUCUAACCUUCGUAUAAGAGACAUAUUCAUGACACCCAAAGCAGAAGAAGGACCAACCUAUAUCUGGCAUGAGAUUGCCGCCGAUGCUCAUCAUCAAAUUGCUACUACUUGUCUAGCUUACCUCUCACGACCUAGUAUUCAAGAACGAUAUGUCGAGUUUAUCGACAGACAUGCGGAAAAUGACCCAUCUAUUAUAAUAUUAGAUGAUUCUCGUGAUUUGUUUUCCUAUGCGGUUGAAUACUGGUUUCAUCACUAUAUGCGAAUCCAAGAUCGUUUGGAAAAGAUCGGAAAGUUAGAUCAACUCUUCCAAGAAGUUGGAUUAAGACGUUGGCCAGAGGCUUUCUGGAUUUUCACACGCCCUGUCACUGUGAGUGAUAAUUGCUGGAAAACCCCCUUUCCACCACUUGCCAGUCUUGGGUGCCUGGAGGUUCGGCCAGAAAGUGACGAAGACUUGGAAGCGGGGAUACUUGAAGCAGCUCUCAACGGCCACGUGAAAGAGGUUCAAAAGCUCGUCAGGUCGAAAACAUGGGACCAAGAUGCCAUCUUGCGUUUUAUUGAAGCAGCAGGUCCAAGUGGUCAAGAGCAGCUGGUAAUCGAUCUUAUUAAUUACCUCGAACUCGAUUCUUAUGAUACUAUUAGCGAAUGGGGACCGUCGUUAUUGUAUAGAGCAGCGAGGUUAAACUUUGAUCAGCUUGCGGAAACCUUGCUAUCAAAGGGGUGUCCAAUCGACUGCAAUAGCCCGCUUACAGGCGACUCUUCGAUGGACCUUCUACGGGUUGCAUCAUCAUCUGGGCACCUCAAAACAGUCAGAGUUUUAGUCACGCACGGAGCUGACAUUAACUCUGGCUCUUUCGAUGGGAAUUCACUGACGUCGGCCAUUUUAGGAGGCCAUGUCGAAAUAAUAGAAUUUCUUGCCAAAGAAAAUAGGGAAAUUCUAGAACAUAGCAUUUACGACGGUGGCACUCCUAGGCCAUCUCCUUUGUGCUUUUCUUGCGGAUGGGGACGUCCAACAGCGGUACAAAAACUCCUCGAACUCGGAACGGAUCCAAAUAAACCGGACCCUGGUGGUAUGAAGCCGAUUGAAAUAGCCGCAAAGCAUAGAAAUGAGAGGUGUGUUGAGGCAUUGCUUAAUCAUGGUGUUGAUCCGGAUACUCCAAGUGGAAUAGGAAAGGGUACAUCUAUGCAUCAUGCUGUCGCCAAUGGGAGUGUGCAGAUAUGCCAAUUACUACUGGAACACGGCGCCGACCCUAAUAACCCGCUUCUUAAGUCACCGCUUUUACAUGGCGUGGUAAAUCGAACUUUACCUUUUACAACCGAACAGCGGAUCGGCCUCACAAGGCUUCUGGUUAAAUAUAACGUGAAUAUCAACGCUACAGAUGAGCAGAAAGCUACCCCAUUACUUAUCGCAAUCAGAAAUCAGUUUGAAGACCUUGCUAGGUGUCUCCUAGAGUAUGAGCCCGACGUUAAUCUCGCGGAUGUUGAUGGAAGAACACCAAUAUACGAGGCAGUACGGAAUCAAGACGAAGGUCUGGUGAAAUUAUUACUCGAGAGAGGCGCAGAUGUGAACGUCCAAACAACCCAAGGCCUAAUUCCUCUCCAUGUUGCCUCUUCAAGUACGCCUAUUACUCAGCUUCUGGUAGAGAAAACCAAUGAUCUUAAUCUCAAAAAUGAUAGUGGCCUUACACAACUGAUGUUCCUUGCAUCUAAAGGGUGGACAGCUUCUGUCAAAGUUCUCCUGGAACAUAAGGCCGACACUGAAAUCGAAGUUGAUCGAACAGCAACUAACUGGGUUGGAUAUACAGCGAUAUCUUUUGCUGCAUUCUACAACCAUCCAGAGACAAUAACUCUAUUAGCUUCUUACGGAGCAAACUUGAAUCACAAGGAGUCUAUUGGUCUCAACCCACUUCACCUCGCGAUUGAUGGGAUCGAUGGGAUCGAAGGCGGCUGCCUUCAAGCCUUGAUGGAGUUCCGUACGCGAAUAGACAUAGACCAAGUCGACAACGCAGGUGAGACUGCACUAGGCUUGGCGGCUUUCGAAAAUGAAUUGAAACCCAUACAACUAUUUGUUCGAGGAGGCUCGAACAUAAAUUCACAGGACAACAUGGGUCGAACAGCCUUGGCGAAAGCCAGCAAGGAGACAAUCGUAUCGUACCUCCUUGGGCAAGGCGCUGACCCUAAUAUGAGAGGGUUAGAUCCUACCGCCGCAGAUUCCCCUAUUCAUGAAGCCUGCGGUUACUCAUAUUUCGAAAUCGCAAAGCAACUACUUGAUUUCGGAGCCGAUAUAGAAACAAUGGCAGUAUCAGGCUAUGGCACGCCCCUAAUGAGAGCAUGCCUCCCGUGGGACGAUAGUAAAAAGGAAGACCCAGAAAGAUUGAUCAAGUAUCUCAUCGACCGAGGCGCGAAUGUAAAUGCUAAGAGCUAUUACGUUGGGAGCCCAGUAGCAGCCGCCGCCCUGGGAAUGAAAUCAAGUAUUGUCCAGUUACUAUUAGAAAAAGGAGUUUCCGUUAAUAGCGAGGAUGCCUUAGGCCGGAGACCAAUUCAUUUCGCUGCGCUUCAUAGUAUUGCUAAUUUCCGGAUCCUUGUCGAAGCAAAAGCUGAUAUCGAAGCAAAAGACAAGCUUCAUCGUGGUGUCUUGCAUUGGGCUGCCCAGGUCGGUGGCUUAGAGGUUAUCAAACAUAUCAUAGAACUUAAUCCUCAAGUAGAUGUGGACCAAAGGGACAUAGACGGGUGGACGCCUCUCUGUUGGGUCGCCAAGGGGGGAGGCAAUUGGCUAUUUGAGGAUAAUGCCAACGAUGCCGAGGACACCAUUGGGGUAACUAGGGCACUAUUAGAGCAACACGCUGAUCGAUCUAUUCAGUGCCCGGUUGGCAAUGAACUCUGGACUCCGCUUGAAAUGGCCUCCUAUUUUGGAGCCGAUCCUGGAGUUAUUGACCUCUUAAAAAAUGGGCUUGAAAAAGAAGAUCAGGGGCAAUCAUCGGAAGAUAUUCCAACCCCGAACGAAGAAAACCAACCAGGACUCCCAAGAGCGGCCCAUGUACACGAUGCUGCUUGGUGCGAUAGUUGUUUUCUGAAAGUUAAGGGUUUGUGUUACGCGUGCAAGACUUGCUUCAGCUAUAUACUCUGUCAGAAAUGCUAUGUCCAUUUGGAUAUUGUCCAUGAGUAUAAGCACGACCAUGAAUUUGAGGAGAGGGGGCCAGAAUACGACGCAAUAUCGGAGUCCAACGCGGACGAGGACGACCAAUCAGAGACAUCGUCAGUCACUGAAUCAAGCAUUGAUAACAGCGAAGAAAGUUCAGAAGAUACCAAAGAAGAGGAGGCAAGUGGUUCGGGUGAAGAGGAUUAAACUAGUCUAGUUAAGUAAAGUUUUCCGUUAGCAGUGUCGGUGGGUUCGGCCUUGUGUUUCCAAUGAUCUAUAUUUUCAUAAAGGCUAUGAUAAAGUAGCAUCGGAUACAGGAGGCUUGCCGGGUGCGUGGAUUUUCUCCCUUCUAC
Daldinia decipiens is the source of this 5543-nucleotide messenger RNA. Its product is annotated as ankyrin repeat-containing domain protein. The coding region runs from base 1 to 5397 and encodes 1798 amino acids. Gene Ontology annotation, molecular function: zinc ion binding; protein binding. The record is from RefSeq and is a predicted model, not a curated record. The transcript has 8 exons. Lineage: Eukaryota; Fungi; Ascomycota; Sordariomycetes; Xylariales; Hypoxylaceae.